AGUCAUAGGCCUAAGGGUCGGGCCUGCAACAAGUUAUCAUCACAGACAUGGGCCAAGGAGCCAGAGGCCGUCCGGGGUCUGUGAGUUGAGCCUGAGGCUGCGGCUUGUGGGUUAUCAUGGGGACAGCCAGCCUGGGGUCCCUCUGGGCGGUAUUCCUGCUUCCUCUUGUGUUUGGGGUCCCUACAGAGGAGCCUACCUUUGGGGAAUCUGUGGCCUCCCAUCUCCCCAAAGGCUGUCAACGAUGCUGUGACCCCGAGGACCUGAUGUCCUCUGAUGACGCGGUCCAUGCCCCUGUUUCCCCUUAUGUCCUGCCUGAGGUCAGGCCGUACAUCAACAUCACCAUCCUGAAGGGUGACAAAGGGGACAGAGGUCCAUCAGGAACACCAGGAAAGCCAGGCAAGAAUGGUACCCGAGGGGACCGUGGCUCUCAGGGCAUCAAAGGUGACAAGGGGCAGGCAGGUAGCCCUGGCAGCUCCUGCCAGACGCAUUACUCGGCCUUCUCUGUGGGCCGCAAGACAGGCUUGCACAGCAGUGAGAACUUCCUCUCACUGCUGUUCGACAGGGUCUUCGUGAACACGGACGGCCACUUCGACAUGGCCACUGGCCGCUUCGUGGCUCCCCUGGGUGGCCUCUACUUCUUUAGCCUCAACGUGCACAGCUGGAAUUACAAGGAGACCUACGUGCACAUCGUCCACAACGAGCAGGCCGUGGUGAUUCUGUACGCACAGCCCAGCGAACGCAGCAUCAUGCAGAGCCAGAGCGUGAUGCUGCCGCUGCUGCCCGGAGACCACGUGUGGGUGCGGCUCUUCAAGCGGGAGCGGGAGAAUGGCGUCUACAGCGAUGACGUGGACACGUACAUCACCUUCAGUGGCCACUUGAUCAAGGCAGAGGACGCCUGAGCUUCCCAGCCAUCUUCUGCAGCAGGGCGGUUGGUGGCUAGGGCAGGUCCCAUAGGUCACAGGGCUGGGUCUGCUGCUCUUCAUUCCUUACCUGUGGUCUAUCUCAAUCCCUGCCCCUCUUGGCUUCGUUUUCCGAUACUUUUAGGCUUAAGUAUUCCAGACUUUGCCAGCCUCUAGAGUGGCGGUCCUGACCCUCCACUGUGCUAUCCAUCCCCGGGCUCUUUAUUAUCUGAUAGAUUCUGGCUUUGAAUUUGGGGUAGACCCGGGUUUCUGCAUUUCUAGCUAUUUCCUCCAUCAUACUGAUGCUACUGGUCUAUGUUCUCAGAAUCCUAGGGACUUCAAGAACACUCUGGAAUUGCCCACCCAACUCUCUUAUUCUUCGCAUAGCCUCUGGCUUCCUCCUCCUCCUGGGCCUCCCCCACAUCUGACCUUUGCCCUCCUCCCCCUUUCCAGCCACUGAUCGUUUAUGCAUUCAUCUAAUGCUGAACGCUCACUUGAUCUCAGGCCUUAGGGAAGCCCGGAAGUGGGUACUGAGACUUGAGCACAUUACUAGGUGCUCCCCUAAACUGGGUCUGUGGGCACCGUGGGCCCUUCUCCACUGUUCCCAUGGUGCCACAGGUCCUGGAGAUGGGGAUGAUAUCCCUUUCCCAUUGCCUACGUCCUCACCCAGUGCCCAGCAUUAAAGCAAAUAUAGGUAUAGUCAUGGCUGGGAGGAGACCCAGUUUAGACGCAUCUGGGAUGAAAGGGUGUCUGGGAACUGGGGAUCGUUGUCUUCCCUGACCUUGGAAGACCCCUCCUGCCCUCCUCCUUUCCCCAUUCUCCAGGACCUUAGCCAUGGUCAGACCAUGCACUAGUGCUCUCUGGCCCUCCUGGCUCCUCCAAGGCCCAGGCUCACACUGGGUUUAUGAAGGUGCUUAAGCCCCUGUCCCCCUGGAGGUGGCUCCCGUUUCACAUCUCCUCCUGCCUGUAUUGCCCUUGUAGACAUCGCGGGCAAGUCAGGCAGGACGGAGGUGGCAGGUUUUAGCCCAAAGCAGGUCUAGGGACUGAAACCAGUGACAUUCAGGUUACCCGGGGAGGCUUUCUCUGAGCCAUGCCGCCAAGGUGGGCCCUGGGGGACAUUGUGGAAGAGCGAGGAACACUAAGACCCCCCAUGCCUGUCCCAGGGUGUGGCCUGGUGGCCCUCCAACCUUCUUCUCUUCCACUGCAGCCUGCCUAAGCUUCUCAGGGGGAAGGUAGCCUCCGUCCAUUGGUGCUUCUGCAGAUCCAGGGCAGGGCUGGCCCUGGGAGAGCAUCUCUGGUGCUUACAGCCAAGGGAGCCGUGGCAGGGUGACAGAGGCGCGGCCCGCCAUGUGCUGUGAGGACUGGUUCUACAAAACCAUCCUCAGCCUGACUGCCCUUGCCUGCUUGGCCAGUGUGAAUAAAGAUAUUGGAUUCUCUUGGCA
This is a messenger RNA of Apodemus sylvaticus (European woodmouse), 2341 nucleotides long. RefSeq names its product C1q and TNF related 6 (gene C1qtnf6). The transcript has 3 exons. The record is from RefSeq and is a predicted model, not a curated record. Gene Ontology annotation, molecular function: protein binding. The coding region runs from base 117 to 899 and encodes 260 amino acids. NCBI's taxonomy places the organism in Eukaryota, Metazoa, Chordata, Mammalia, Rodentia, Muridae.